UAUGGUAUCAUUAAAUUCUUUGUCAAUUCUCUUGAUUUCGUAUCAAAUGGUGAUGUUUGGUUCAGUUGUAGCGCAGAAUCAAAUUCAAAAUAAUAGUAGUUGUGUCGAUGGAUUCGAGUGUGGGAAUCUUGGAAAUGUGAGUUUUCCAUUUUCUGUAUCUUCACAACCUGAUUGUGGAUUGUACACUAUAGCUUGUGAUGUUACUCCCAAUCCAACAAUUCAUCUCGGGGAAAAUGUUUAUAGUGUUGUGAGACAACGAAGCUUUGAUAGUUUUCGAGUUUUAGACCAUAGGCUUGAGGAAUUAUUGACGAGAAACAGUUGUAAAACUUUCGAUGGAAGUAUAUCGUUUCCAAAUUCUCCUUCUGUCUCGUUUAGAAUCAAUGAACGAAAUCUUACUUUGUUUAGAUGCAAUGGCAGUUUAGAUAUCAACAGAAGCAUGAGUGAUCAUUAUUUUCGCGAAUAUCUGAAUUAUACUAAAUGUAGUGGCUUUAGUAUAUACUACAAGUAUCCUAGUAGAGGACGGGGAAAUUCCUCUGAUACAUCAGAAGAAGAUAUUCCGGAUAACUGUUCUCCGAUUCAAUUGCCAAUUACAUGGAAUUCAGGAUCAAACGUUUCGAAAAGUAGCUUGUUUGAUCUCUUAACUGGGAAUUUUUCAAUUCAGUGGAGCCUGUCUGAUGAUUGUAGUAGAUGUCACUAUCAAGGAGGUCGAUGUUUAACCGAUAUCAACAAUAGAUUUCUUUGUUCCACAGCCACAGUCUUACCUGUGGUGAUUGGCUUGACCUUUUCAAUCUGUCUUGGUAUUGUUAUCUGGCAUUUCAAGAAAGGAAAAGGCGGUCGUUCUCACUCUUUCACAGGAAAUACAUUUUCUGAUCCUUCAAGAAAAGAUCUGGAAGGGGAUAGCAAGUACUUUGGAGUCCCCGUCUUCUCCUACUCUACUCUCGACGAAGCCACCAAUAAUUUUGAUCCCUCCCAAGAGCUUGGAGACGGAGGUUUUGGAACUGUAUACUAUGGUAAUAAGCCACGUAAAUCAAGUCAUGACAUUUCGAAUCAUAUUUGGAAAAGCAUUAGGCAGAGUUUUGCAUUACUGUAUUAA
Solanum verrucosum is the source of this 1093-nucleotide messenger RNA. Its product is annotated as LEAF RUST 10 DISEASE-RESISTANCE LOCUS RECEPTOR-LIKE PROTEIN KINASE-like 1.1. Gene Ontology annotation, biological process: phosphorylation. NCBI's taxonomy places the organism in Eukaryota, Viridiplantae, Streptophyta, Magnoliopsida, Solanales, Solanaceae. The record is from RefSeq and is a predicted model, not a curated record. The coding region runs from base 2 to 1093 and encodes 363 amino acids. Gene Ontology annotation, molecular function: protein kinase activity. The transcript has 2 exons.